Molecule: messenger RNA, 6430 nt
Organism: Formica exsecta
Lineage: Eukaryota; Metazoa; Arthropoda; Insecta; Hymenoptera; Formicidae
Gene: ClC-a
Product: chloride channel protein 2
Exons: 13
Coding region: 1814-4597 (927 amino acids)
Biological process (GO): transmembrane transport; chloride transport
Cellular component (GO): membrane
Molecular function (GO): voltage-gated chloride channel activity
Source: RefSeq, a predicted model, not a curated record
UUUGAGGACACAACAAUUUAUAAAUUACAUAUAAGAAAUGUAUUUCUGUCAAAGGUAGAACAUGAUAGGGAUCGUAGAGUCAGAGCGCGAGACUCAAUUUUUCGUCACGACUAAACAGGAAGGAAGAUCCAAUGAUUGGACGAACGAUCCUGUCCAAAAUGCAAUCGCCUGCAGUGUUGACGCAUUGCGAGCACGAUAAUUCAUUGCCGUGCUCCAUGUGACUCGCAUUAACUAAUUCACUACGAUCUAACACCCAGGGGGUCAUGGAACCCAUGGGACAUCCGUGGCCUUCUGGGACUCGCAUUCCCAUGACGACGAAACGUACAUGUACAUAUCGUAGUCUGUAAAUUUAACAAAACAAUUAUAUAAAUUCUUUGAGAAAGCUCAUCCAUUGAUAUAGUUUUAUCUGCUUCUAAAUAUCUUCUAUUUUGUUUAGUUUUUACCAAAAAUGUUUUUUUUUUUAUAAAUUUAGAAUAAUUUAGAUAUUCGUGAAUGUGUGUGAGACUGAAAAUAUAUCAUUACGGAAAUAUUAUUGAAAUACGUUGCAGUUUUUUUACGAAUUAUAAUAUUUAAUAUAUUCGAGGUUUGUGUAUCUUGCAGCUACAACUAUGUCAAAAUGUUAUUAAAUUAUAUACUACACACACAUGCAGCUCUAUAUGAAUAUCCGUCACGUGUCGAGAGAAAAUCGCGAGAAAUUUACGUCAAACGUAAAAUGACAAAAUACAUUCAUUACGAGAAGCUCAAAAAAUAUUGGCGUAGGCAAAUGUAUUACUUAUUAUACCCUGAUAUUCGUUUGUGUGCGAGAAUGCAAAACGUACGUUGUUGCAGAUUAUCGAGAGGUCAAUUCGUUCUCGGAAAGAAUUUAUCUCAGUUGCAGGUUCUCACACACACUGGCAAUGAGUCAACUUUUGACAGAUCUUUAUCGCGAUUAAUUGUCGUGAUUGCCGGGCUUCAUUGCUCGAUAUUCAUUGUCAGCGAUCGGCGAAAAUGCGCCUUUUCGCUCUUCUCCGCGAUUUCUUCACAAAUCGUCUCACAACGAUAUCCGACUCUGUUGCGGUUGGUGCAGUUUCGCGAAAUUUUUACAUCGUGUACAAACAAAUGUAUUAACAUUUAAUGUGACCGAAUCAUGCCGACUGUAUGUAAAACGAGACAGAAUAGGAAUUUUCGCGGAGAAGGUUAAACUGUUGGCGUCUUGUGACGUCUUCCAACUUAAUGACGUACAAAAGUGCCUAAUUGCUAGAUAAACCGUUCGUCGCUAAAAAUAUGCCUUAUAUAUACAUGUGAGUCUACUUUACACUUCGAGUCUAUUUUGUACGCCGAGUCUUUGUGUUUCUUACUUUUGUGAUACUUGCCGUGCGACAAACAAAAAUUUUUAAAUGGACUAAUUAUUAUUCUAAAAAGUGCAGGUAAUAUAAUUAAUAUGCACGAUCUAAUUUCUUCUUUCACCAUCUAUUUUCAGCUUCCCCGAUAUCUAUAUUUGAACAAGCGCGAUAUAAUACAUUUUGCGAGUGUUAUUAAGCCAUGACGAAAAAGCUGUAUCGGAAGUUAAAAUCAUUGCGCAGCGUUAAUUAGCUGGCGCAAAUUUGCACGCUCGGCGGGGCUUUUGAGUAUAGCAUAAUAGAUACGCACGGCGAUUAUCUCUUUGCAUCACGAUGUCCGAUAUAGGAACAGAUCAAACAAACGAUUUGUACGGUAUGGUUGAUCAACAAUUAAAGGCCUUUCUGCUUACGUGCAUGCCGCUGAAUCCGCUCUUGUUUAAUUAUCUGCAUGCCGUCUUCGAAAAUUACUCGACACUUAGCCACCGUAUGAGAAGAUGUAUGGUCGCUAUACGAAGGAUCUGGGUGAAUACGCGAAGGAAGAGGCGCGCAGACUCAAGUACCAUGAGAAAGCGAGACGAAAGUAUGAUACGACGAGGGCCGAGGACCUGCGAAAGUCCCGGGGUCCUUUGUGCCGGAAAUUGUUAGCCCUACUGGCCUUCGUCUGGAAACACACCGGCGCACGGCUUGGCGAGGAUUGGGUUUUCCUGGCUCUCCUCGGAAUCAUUAUGGCGCUUAUCAGCUACGCCAUGGACCGUGGCAUCUCCAUGUGCAAUAACGCCAGGAUAUGGCUCUAUCAGGAUCUUACGACGCAUCCGGCUCUCAAGUACCUGGCCUGGGUGUCUAUGCCUGUAUGCCUCAUUCUCUUCAGUGCUGGUUUCGUGCACAUCGUCGCGCCGCAAAGUAUUGGCUCCGGGAUCCCGGAAAUGAAGACCAUCCUACGCGGGGUGGCGUUGAAGGAGUACCUGACCUUUCGUACCUUGAUCGCUAAGGUUAUCGGCUUAACGGCGACCUUGGGCUCGGGGCUGCCGCUUGGCAAGGAGGGUCCGUUUGUGCACAUCGCCAGCAUCGUCGCAACGCUUCUCUCGAAAUUGGUCACGAGCUUCCAGGGUAUCUACGAGAACGAGAGCAGGAACUGCGAGAUGCUGGCCGCGGCCUGCGCCGUGGGAGUCGCCUCCUGCUUCGCGGCGCCGAUCGGUGGCGUACUCUUCAGCAUCGAGGUCACCACGGUAUACUUCGCGGUGAGAAACUAUUGGCGCGGUUUCUUCGCCGCGGUUUGCGGCGCCACGAUGUUUCGCCUGUUGGCGAUCUGGUUCCAGCGCGAGGAGACCAUCACGGCGAUGUUCGCCACCAGCUUCACCAUGGACUUUCCCUUUGAUCCGCAAGAGCUCUUCGUCUUUGCUCUGAUCGGCGUCGGCAGCGGGCUGCUGGGCGCCUUCUACGUCUGGUUGCAUAGGCAAUACGUCAUUUUUAUGCGGAAGAACAAGAGCAUGAACAGCUUUCUACAGAAGAACCGCUUUUUGUAUCCCGGCAUCGUGUCGCUCCUGGUCUCGUCUGUAUCAUUUCCGCUGGGACUCGGCCAAUUCAUGGCCGGCGAUCAGAACACACACGAUCAGGUUUACGGGCUCUUCACUAAUUUCACUUGGACACAGGAGAAUCUCGGCGUUCAGGAGAUGAAUAUUGUCAAGCACUGGUCAACACCGUACACUGACGUUUUCAGCGGACUCCUCAGUUUUGUUUUAGUUACCUUCAUCUUUUCUAUCAUAAGCUCAACGGUGCCGGUACCAUCUGGAAUCUUCAUCCCCGUGUUCAAGAUCGGUGCCGCGUUAGGUAGAGCAGUCGGUGAAGCAAUGGCACUCUGGUUUCCUACUGGUGUGCGCUAUGGCGGGAUAAUUACACCUAUUAUACCAGGUGGUUACGCUACAGUGGGGGCAGCUGCGUUUUCCGGUGCGGUAACGCAUACGAUAUCCGUCAGCGUCAUCAUCUUCGAGAUGACCGGUCAGAUCACUCAUAUUGUGCCGAUAAUGAUAGCGGUGUUGAUUAGUAAUGCUAUCGCCGCGCUUCUACAGCCUAGUAUAUACGAUAGCAUUAUUCUUAUCAAGAAGUUGCCUUACUUGCCCGAUUUGCUACCAUCCAGUUCAGGAAUGUAUAAUAUCUAUGUGGAGGAUUUUAUGGUACGUGACGUGAGGUACAUAUGGCACGGUAUCAGCUAUCAAAAACUGAAGGAUAUAUUGAAGGAGAAUCGCAAGCUUCGCGGAUUUCCGUUAGUGGAUAAUCCGGACUCCAUGAUACUGCUUGGAUCGAUUCAGAGAUUACAGUUAAUCAAGCUUAUCGAGAAGCAUAUCGGUCGCGAAAGAAGGUUGCAGGUCGCGCAAAAAUGGCACAAGGAGGCAGAGGAAAGGGCGCGUGAAGAAAUGGAACGACAAUUGCGGGAGCAAGAGAGAACGAGAAGACCUUCGAGAUUCGAGGUCAUCCCGGCACCGGACAUUCUCAAGAUGCAGCGGCAAAGUGUUAAUGAUCUAACAAUGUCAUCAAACAACGGUGGCGGUCCUGAUCAUCAUACGUACCAUUCACCGAUAUUCGGCUCGCAACCGAAGAAAUCGAUCCUGAAGAAGACGAAUUCUUUCACUCUAAAAGGAUUCAGCCCGUUGGUUAGUCCGGCUGUGACACCCUAUACGACUGUUACAGGUGCGGAAAGCAGAAUACGUUUGGCAUUCGAGGCAAUCUUCCGUAAAUCCGCCACGUUGCAGGAUGUGGAUCCCGACCCAGAGCUAGGCAGCGGUACCAGACGCGGCGAUAGCCAGGAAGUCAUCAAUGUACCGCCACAUACGCCCAUGUUGGCUCCAAGCCCAGCAACAUCGAAGAAAGUACAAUUGCCUCGGGAAAGGGUGAUAGAUAUGUCGGCCGAGGAUCAAAAACGAUGGGAGGAAAGCGAGAUGGCACUUGAGGUGGAUUUCUCAAGAUGUCACAUUGAUCCGGCUCCCUUCCAACUAGUUGAGAGAACGUCCCUGCUGAAAGUUCACAGUCUCUUCAGCAUGGUCGGCGUGAAUCACGCUUACGUAACGGCUAUUGGCAGAUUGGUCGGCGUUGUCGCGUUAAAGGAGUUGAGGAAGGCCAUUGAAGACGCAAACGCUGGGAUUCUGCCGAUGCAUUCCGAGUCGCAUAUUGCCGAGUCGAUCUCCAGUCUGACAAAGAGCGAGACGGAUACAGAAAGUAACAAAAACAUUAGCGCAAUGAACUCCAUAAAUUCGGUAGACAGCGAGAAAGUGGAUAAAGUUUAAAAGAACCGAACCGAGAUAAGUGAAAAUUUUGUGAUAGCCACGUCGUGAUACGAUGUGGCCUGAAUAAUGCGAGAACUGUUUAUUCCUAUUCUCUUCCUUUCAUGAUUAUUUGCGCGAUUCGAGUGAUGGAUCCAAAGUUACACAAAAUCGUUUAAUGAUAUUAAAUCUUGAAUACUUCUCUCUCGUACUUAAACCUAAGGUAAACAAAAUAUCGAGAAAGUUUUAAGAAAAGACGCGAGUAUGCGAAAUAGUAUUAAACAUGGUGUGACAUUGUAUUUUGAAAUUUUUUAAUUUUAUUCUAAUAUAAUAACGAAUGAUAUUAACUAAGUGACAUGAUUGCAGAGCAUGUUUUUCACGUUCGCGAUUAUAGUAGAUUAUUUUUAUCGAAUAAAUUCAAGAUUCAAUUUCUCGAUAAACGAUUUACAUAUGAAGGAAUAUCGUGGAGAGAGAAUUUAUAUUUUUUCCUUAUAUCUAGAUAAUUAAGAUAAUAUGCGCGUUCUUACACAUAUACAUGCAUGAUAUGUGAGAACGCGCACGAAAUCGGUCACUUCAUCUAUAUACGAUAGCAGUGCUCGAAAUAUUUGCUAAAUUGUAAUCGACAUAGCAAAUAAAUCGCGCAUUUUGUCAAACGCCAGUUAUAGCGAGUCAUAUUGGGACUUGCGAAAUUUUGUAUCUUAGUUGAAGAUUCGAACUAAGAAUAUACGUUUACGAAUAUGCUGUGAAUGACAAAUCUAUUGUUAUAUAAGGUAAGUUGCUUUUCUUUUUCCAAACGCAAGAAUUUUGGCAGAGCGAAAGUGACUUGAAGUGCCAAACGCAACGUAACACUGCACUUCCUUCCGGGACACGAAAUGCAUAAUUUAUAUUGCGAACCGAUGUUAAUUUUAUAUGUUAGAUCAUUCAGGAAUUGUAUGCCAAUGCUCCCUUAGUUAGAAAUUAUCUGACCAUGGUUGUGCCAGACUAUUAUUUAUUAAUGUAAUUGUUAAUUAAUAUUAUUUAAGAUAAAAUCACUGUGUUAUAGAUCAAACUUGGCGAGAAAAUAUCAAAAGAUAAUUCUCUUUCAUUCUCUACGCAAUACUUACAUAAUGUAGAAGCAAUCGAGAAAAAUGUUCCAACUGUCUAUUGGAUAUAUUUUAAGAAUAAUUCUCUAACUUGCAUUUAUUCUUAUAGGAUACAACUACUCAAUUCUUUUAUGAAAAUCAAGCAUGUGAAUUUUAUUUCUUAUUAAAAAUCUAAUUAGCAUAUGAAAAUUUGUAGGAUUAUAUCCUACAAAUUUUCAUAGAAUUUGCAAGGAUUAUAUCUUAAAGAGCAAUUCAAGCUUCAGCGUGUCAUGUAUAUCAAAAUGAAUAUUUUCAUAACUCGCUGUAUUAGAUAAAUAGGAGAUUAGAUAAAAUAUUAUGUAUGUCGCAGAGUUACCAUUCUAGUAAUUUUACACAAUAGAGACAAUGUGUCAUUUUAUCGAUAUUCGUUACUAUUACAGCUAGACUCAAUUUUGGCGAUAUUUAAUGCAUGUUUUACAUUCCACUGGACAAAAUUCUCAUCUCAUUAGAUGGUACAUACAUUACGUCACAUCAUCGUGUUAUACGCGAUGACACCGUUUGCCAUUGUAAAUACAUUACGCGCAUCGUGAAAAGACAUUAAAUAAUUUAUUAUAUCUAUAUAUUCGACAAUAUUGUGUGUAUAUACAUAUAUAUAUAUAUUGAUUCCAUUUUUUUAAAUAUUAAAACACCAACAAAAGAAGAAGCGUUCUUGCAAAAUGUAUACGAUACUAUUACACGAUUCUCGAUAGAUGUAAAAUAAUAUUAGGAUAAGAUUCGACUAUAAAUUCGAUAAGAU